Metopolophium dirhodum (rose-grain aphid) is the source of this 3228-nucleotide messenger RNA. Its product is annotated as zinc finger protein 431-like. The coding region runs from base 184 to 2562 and encodes 792 amino acids. The transcript is spliced from 4 exons. The record is from RefSeq and is a predicted model, not a curated record. Lineage: Eukaryota; Metazoa; Arthropoda; Insecta; Hemiptera; Aphididae. Gene Ontology annotation, biological process: regulation of transcription by RNA polymerase II. Gene Ontology annotation, molecular function: RNA polymerase II cis-regulatory region sequence-specific DNA binding; DNA-binding transcription activator activity, RNA polymerase II-specific. Gene Ontology annotation, cellular component: nucleus.
AAGUGGAGCAUAACGUACGCCAUAUUUGCGCAUAAAAUCAUCAGAAUGAAAAUAUUGCUGUCAUACCUGUUUAUUUUGUCAUGUAUGGAAUAAACUGUUUACAGUUCACUGUACCUACAUCAUUUUGGAGGCCAGUUUGAAGUUUCAAUACAGCGUUGAGUAACGUUCUGUUAUCAAAAUAUAAUGGAGAAACAUAUAGAUAUACAACAUAAAAAUAUUAAAAUUGAGACUGAUUACAUUCAACAAUUAGUAAGUAAUGAUGCUAGCAUUAAAAAUGAGAUGGAAGACAGCAAUGAAGAAGAAUUUACUGAUAUUGGAUACAAUAUUGACAAAACUAAACAUAAAAACACUAAUUUUAGGACUGUUAAUGUUAAAAAAGAAACCAAUACAAUAGUUAAAACUGAAAAAGAUGAAACAGUAUUUAACGAUUGUGUGUUUAAAAACGAAAUGGAAAUUGGAAUUGGAAUUCCAAGAAGUCUAAAUCAAAAAAAGGCUCAUAUAAUCAAUCCAAUAGAAAAUUGUAACAAUCCUAAUCCCACUGUUGGUGGACAGAUACACAAUCAUGAAAAGGAAUACCAGUGCAAAAUAUGUAAUAAGAAUUUUCAAGACAAAUACAAUUUAGAAGUUCACAUAUCACUUCAUGCAAAUAUCAAGAAGUUUAAUUGUAUUACUUGUGGCGAGCAGUUUUUUGAAUUGAAUGGUCUUAAAAGCCAUUUGAUAUCUCAUAUCGACAAUAAUAUAAAAUUGCUCGAAAAUCAAUUCAUUCAAGAAUGUAAUGAUGUUGGUGAUUGCAACAGUAAUUUAUGUAACAACAUUACUAUGCUUGAUGGAUUGAAGACAAGUCAUCCUGAAGGCGAAGAUCCAAUUCAAAAGAGGACAAUUAACAAAGUUCAGUUAGAGUUUUCAGUAGAAAUUGAAAAUAUUUUAUUAAUUAAAGAUUGUAGUAUCAAUUCAAAUUUAACUGUUGGAAAUGCGGUUGAUUCUUGUGUUCCAGUAAAUCGUAAACACAUUAGUUUGGAUGAAUCGAACACUGCUAGUUCAGUUGGUAAAAAUAAUAAAAUGUAUAAUUGCGCAAAAUGCAGUUCAUUAUUUCAUGAUCGUGCAAGUAUUAUAGAUCAUCUAAAACCUCAUAUCGAUCAAUGUAUCAACUGUUGCAAGUACAUCGGUAGUCUGACUUCUUCUAAAUAUCCUGUUAGCUCCCAUCCAGGAACACCAUUUUAUUUUGAAUGUGAAGAAUGUUACAAUGGAUUUUAUACACUCAAAAGCUUUGAGAAAUAUUUAAGUGCGCAGAGUAAUAAAAAAAAAGACAGACCAUACAAAUGUGAUGUUUGUCUAAAAACAUAUAUACAUUUAUAUCACUUUGCUGCUCAUCAACGAUUACAUAAAGGUGAGAGGCCAUAUCAGUGUAAUAUUUGUAAUAAAAGUUUUCACGCCAAAUUUAAUUUAGAAACUCACAUGUUUUCACAUCAAAUUAUCAAGAGACAUAAAUGCUUGUUGUGUUCAAAAAACUUCCUUAAGAUAAAGUUUUUCAAAAUACAUAUGUUAUCUCAUGACUCAUACAUACAUAAAUGUAACAAGUGUGGAAAAGAAUUUGGAUCGUUGAAUUCUUUGCAGAGACAUCAGGAUCUCCAUUCUGGAUACAGACCAUACAAAUGUAUUGAAUGUGGCAAGUCAUUUUCAAUGAAUAAAUCUCUCACACAACAUUUAAAAAGGCAUGAAGGUUUAAAACCAUAUCAAUGUACUCUAUGUGAUGAGAGUUGUAGCACUUAUUUUGAUUUUAGGUGCCAUAAAAGACUACACAAAGGUGAAAAGCCUUAUAAAUGUGAUAUCUGUGAAGAUCAGUUUACUCAAUUAACUGAUUGGAGUAGACAUAAAAAAACACAUUUUGAACAUAAAAAUUUUGAAUGCAACGAGUGUCAUAAAAAGUUUGCUAGUAAAACUGGUGUCAAAAAUCAUUUGCAAACGCACUUAGAAAAGAUUAAAAAACAUAAAUGCAAAGUUUGUAACAAAAAUUUCUCACAAAAUGCCCAUUUGUAUGAACAUGAAAAAAUUCAUAAUGACCUUAAACCAUAUGUUUGUAACAUUUGUAAAAAGAGUUUUAUUUCUCGUUAUAAUUAUACCAACCACUUAAAUCAACACACUGGUGCCAGACCAUUCGUGUGUGAUUUAUGCGGAAAAACGUAUCCAGCAAUUGUAUCUCUGAAAAGGCACAAAAAAACAAAUCAUACAUGUGAUAUUUGUAAUAAAUUCUACAGUGACCCCAAAGAACUCAAGGUUCAUAAGACUACUCACGAAGAAUUUAAACUGAGGCAGUAUGCGUGCACAUUGUGUGACAAAGCAUUUAGAAAUCAACCAGCUUUGGACAAACAUCAAUUAACUCAUCUAGUCGAAAAACCGUUCAAGUGCGACCUUUGUUCCAAGUCUUUUAUAAAUAUUACUGUUCUGGAAAUUCAUAGAAGAAAACAUACUGGCGAAAGGCCAUAUAAAUGCAAAUUAUGUCAUAAGACAUAUCCCCAAAUUAGUUCACUAACUCGACACAAAGCUAUUGUACACAAUAAAUAAUUAUCCAUACAUCUAAUAAGUAAUAAUAAAGAAGUAAAGAAUACAAUAUACAUUAAGUUAGGGCAUAGGUAUGAUUCUUAGUACCUAGACUAAAUGUAUACAUUCGUAUUGUUACAAAAUUAAUUAUUAAGUUUAGUCAGUAAGUUUUAGUAGACUAAAAUCAAUUUUAAAACAACUUAGAAAAAACUUAAGCUAUAAUAUAAUACAGAGAUAAGAGUGAAGAAAAUGGUGUUUUUCCGUAGAAGAAAGAAGUACUCAUGGUACAUGACAAUUAGCUAUGUGUUUUCUGUGACUUUAGUACCUUUCAAGUUAGUAUUUAUUUAGAAUAGAUUACAUAAAAUUAGUAUUUUUGUAGAUAUUACUUGAGUAAUACCUAAAAUAAAUCAAAUAUUUUGAGUUGAAUCUUAAAUGUUAACCUGGCGUUACUUGUUGUUAUGUGUAUCACACAUUUGAGAAGGAAUGGUUAAUAAAUUGUGAAAACUUUCUAGUUCUAAAUUAACUUUUCUGUAAGUGCUAAACCAUUAGAUGAAAUCUGUUUGUCUGUAUUUAAUAAUAAAGUAUGUACGGCACAAUAAUAAUUAUUCUAUUUCAUGUGUACAUUGAUAUAUAUUAUAUUAAUAAUAUUCAAUUUUAUACUAUUAUAAUUGCUCGUCAUGGGUUUUUUUU